This is a messenger RNA of Ornithorhynchus anatinus (platypus), 1553 nucleotides long. RefSeq names its product creatine kinase, mitochondrial 2 (gene CKMT2). Gene Ontology annotation, molecular function: creatine kinase activity. The record is from RefSeq and is a predicted model, not a curated record. Gene Ontology annotation, biological process: phosphocreatine biosynthetic process. NCBI's taxonomy places the organism in Eukaryota, Metazoa, Chordata, Mammalia, Monotremata, Ornithorhynchidae. Gene Ontology annotation, cellular component: mitochondrion. The transcript is spliced from 10 exons. Bases 124 to 1392 code for a protein of 422 amino acids.
CCCCACCCCCCGGGAUCCCGCCUGAUCCCGGUGCUCUUGCCUGAUCACUUUACACUUCUUGUCUGAUUUGGGAGCAGCAGGACGUGUAUUACUUCAGCUUCAAGACAAUCCCAAAGAGGAAGGAUGGCCAGUGCCUUCUCUCGGUUCUUCACUGGCCGCAGCGCAUCUGCUCUCUUUGCCACCCUUGGGACCCUUGGCACCGGGGCUCUGACCACCGGUUACCUGCUCAAUCAGCAGAAUGUCAGCGCCGGGGCUUACGAAAGGCCUAAGCUGUUUCCUGCAAGUGCAGACUUCCCCGACCUACGCAAACAUAACAACUGUAUGGCUGAGUGUCUCACGCCAGCCAUCUACGCCAAGCUCCGGGACAAGGCGACGCCUAAUGGCUAUACCCUGGACCAGUGCAUCCAGACCGGCGUGGACAACCCCGGCCAUCCCUUCAUUAAAACCGUCGGCAUGGUGGCUGGGGACGAAGAGUCGUAUGAGGUGUUUGCUGACCUCUUUGAUCCAGUCAUUAAGCUGAGGCACAAUGGCUACGACCCGAAAGUGAUGAAACACCACACUGACCUCGAUGCAACCAAGAUCACUCAGGGGCAGUUUGACGAGCGCUAUGUACUGUCCUCUCGGGUCCGCACCGGUCGCAGCAUCCGGGGCUUAAGCCUGCCCCCGGCUUGCACCCGGGCGGAGAGAAGAGAGGUAGAAAAUGUCGCCAUCACAGCCCUGGAGGGGCUGAAGGGCGACCUGGCUGGGAAGUAUUACAAGUUGACGGAAAUGACUGAGCAAGACCAACAGCAACUUAUUGACGAUCAUUUUCUAUUUGAUAAACCAGUGUCCCCCUUGCUAACGUGUGCUGGGAUGGCUCGUGACUGGCCAGAUGCCAGAGGAAUCUGGCACAACUAUGACAAGACCUUUCUCAUCUGGAUUAAUGAGGAAGACCACACCAGGGUGAUCUCUAUGGAAAGGGGGGGCAAUAUGAAGCGAGUGUUUGAGCGAUUCUGCCGUGGAUUAAAAGAGGUGGAAAAAUUAAUCCAAGGGCGGGGCUGGGAGUUCAUGUGGAAUGAGCGCCUAGGCUACGUCCUGACCUGUCCUUCCAACCUCGGAACUGGAUUACGUGCUGGAGUCCACGUUAAAAUCCCAAAGCUCAGCAAGGACCCCCGUUUUUCUAAGAUCCUGGAGAACCUGAGACUUCAGAAGCGUGGCACAGGCGGUGUGGACACUGCAGCUGUGGCAGACGUGUAUGAUAUCUCCAACAUAGACCGUAUUGGACGUUCGGAGGUGGAGCUCGUCCAGAUAGUCAUUGAUGGAGUCAAUUACCUGGUGGAUUGUGAGAAGAAGCUGGAGAGAGGCCAGGACAUCAAGAUUCCACCUCCUCUGCCCCAGUUCGGCAAGAAGUGAACUCAAUGAAGUUGGUCGCCCCCCUAACCCUUUUAAAAAUAUCUGUCUGCUGGUAUGACAGGUAUGAAUAAAUAAAUCUCUAGGCUGAGAGUUAUUGUAGGCUUAGAAGAGCCUCGGUAUAUAAAUGUAGGUCUCUUCAUAAUAAAACUCUCUCUAAUGUC